AUGGCGACAGUUCAGAAUGAUGUUAUGGCUGGAGGAAGCGUAAAGAACAUUGUUGAUCGUUUUUCUCGAGAUUUUUCUUCCUCAAAACCCCCUAUCUCUGUUAGCGACGGCAGCAAGAAAGCUCUCGCUCCCAAACCAUCUACAAAUCCCUUGGUUGUCGUUACAUUCCAAUAUGCUGCUACACAACCUGAUGAAUUGUCCUUAAAUCUUGGAGACAUCAUCGAGAUUCUCGAAGAACUUGAAGAAGGAUGGGCCAAGGGCAGAAUCCAACGCUCAGGAGAAAUUGGAGCUUUCCCUACAAACUUUGUUGAAACCAAGAACUCUCCUGUUGCUUCUUCAGCCCCACCAAUUGCGAAAGAAGAAGUUGUAACAAGAAGAACUAUUUCGGAGGAAAAGCCAGAGGCCAUAAAGAGAACUCCAUCAGUUGUCCUUCCAAAUUCUUCCUUACCAGUAGCUCCAGUUAAGAAAGAUGAUCAUAAAGAGGAGAAGACCAAAGAGAUGGCUAGAAUCAAGUUUGUUUAUGAGCCACAAAAUCCUGAUGAAUUGCACUUAGAUGAAAUCGGUGCUCUUAUCGAGAUUAUAAGGAAAGAUUGUGGAGACGUUGGAUGGUUUGAAGGGGAAAUGAAUGGCAGAAAGGGCUUGUUUCCUGAUAAUUUCGUUGAACUAGUAACAAUGCCCGUAGCAUGCAAAUCUGGAAGUCCUAAGGCAUCGAAUGUUACAAAGUUCGAGAGACCUAUGAAAGCGCCGCUUGUUCCGCCCACGGAUGCAACUAUAGCCCCCCCAGCUGUUCCAGCUAAGCCUUCUAAAACAAAAUUAGCAGAAACAAAUCAGUUUAUGAAUUCAUCAGCCCCUCCAGCUCCUGCUUCUUCAACGAAGCCAGUUUCCUCCAAUUUUGCUGAUAUUCGGAGCAAACUAGCUCAAGGGUUAAAAGUUGUCGCUCCUGGUGAUGCUGUCCAUUCUGUAUUAUCAAAAUCCACAAUAGUUUCCUCAGGAUCUUAUUCUGAACCUAGUGGUCCUAAUCUUCGUCCUCUUAGCACAAUAGAGCAGGCUCGGUACGAAGAUAAAGACGAAGCAUCUCAACUUAACCAUAUCACAAAAGAUAGACCUCGCCCUCCCGGAAAACGCCCGAUGAGUGUUUUGGUCCAAAAGAAGAGACAAUCCAAUGAUAAUGUCCUCGAUAGUCCAUCAGACGUCGCAUCUCCAGUCUCUUCUAAUCAAAUUACUUCAUCUGAGGUGAUUUCUAGUUCUGCUAAAAGUCCUGCUGCUAUGAUGCCUUCAUCAAGAGACGAUUCUAAGAAAGAAGAUCCUCCAUUAAGCACAAAAUCUUCAAGUAGUUUAUCUUUCUCUGUAAGGGAUAGAUCUUUUGGCAAUACAUCAUCUGUUGACUCAUCCCCUUACAAAGGAAAUGUUGGAGGGUCAGGAGAUUCUGACUACGUUAGCCGAAAGGAAUAUAAUGAGCUACAAGCUAAGGUAACAGCUCUGGAAAACCGACUCGCUCAACUAGAAAGAAAUAAUCGGUAA
Molecule: messenger RNA, 1521 nt
Organism: Auanema sp. JU1783
Lineage: Eukaryota; Metazoa; Nematoda; Chromadorea; Rhabditida; Rhabditidae
Source: the annotation of a GenBank genome assembly